Molecule: messenger RNA, 543 nt
Organism: Aspergillus terreus NIH2624
Lineage: Eukaryota; Fungi; Ascomycota; Eurotiomycetes; Eurotiales; Aspergillaceae
Exons: 2
Coding region: 1-543 (180 amino acids)
Source: RefSeq, a predicted model, not a curated record
AUGUCUGACAAAGAGAAACGCAAUCCUGUUCCGGAUAAUUAUCUACUCGCUGAGAUUUUUCCUGAUGCCAAACCCGUCUCAACCAACAUUAUUUCGCACACCUUCGAAUCUUGCACCUUUGUUGCCUAUCAGGACUCCCAGGAGGAAGUUAUUGUCCGUCCCGAAGCUUCAGGCAGUUAUAUUCCCAUUGUGUCAUUGCACGUUGCAGAGCAGGUUGCAUUAGCCAUCAAAAAACUCCACAGCGUCAAUCUCCUCGAUGAAAAGGCGCGUCAAUUUGUCAAACCGGGAAGUCAUGCCAUCACGGAGGCGGCCGUUCCACUUGGUGGGCCAGAGUUGGGGCUUUUCUCUAACGUAUCUGACCUGGUGCGUGAUCUCGUCGCAUCCCAGGAUGGGUUCGAGCAGGUCACUAUCACCAGUACAGAUGAUGGAGGACUCAAACUUGAGACAAAAUUUGACGACAUACCCUCCGUAUCCAUGUCGGAAAAAGACAUGUUCGCUUUGCAGGAAGCCAUUGUCCUCUGCCACAAUGAUCUUGAGCCUUGA